This is a messenger RNA of Drosophila willistoni, 3454 nucleotides long. RefSeq names its product protein enabled (gene ena). The record is from RefSeq and is a predicted model, not a curated record. Lineage: Eukaryota; Metazoa; Arthropoda; Insecta; Diptera; Drosophilidae. The transcript has 10 exons. The coding region runs from base 43 to 3201 and encodes 1052 amino acids. Gene Ontology annotation, molecular function: SH3 domain binding.
GUGUGUGUGUGUGCCGCCUCUGCAAAUAUUGGCCAACAGUUAAUGGCCAUGAAGAAACUCUAUUCAAAGACAUCGUUUACGAGCAAAAAAUCCAAUGCAUCCGUUGCUGUUCAAUCAAAACCCAUACUGGCCUAUCAUCAGGCAGGAGCAGGAGCAGCAGCAUCGGUGGUUAGCCCUUGUGAAUUUCAAGCAAAUGCUCUUCCCCCCGGUGUGGAGCUAAUCAAACGCAGUCAAAGUAUGCAUCAUCGUGUGACACCUGCUGCCGCUGCUGCUGCUGCUAUUCAAAACAAACAAGCGGCUACGGAUUAUUAUAGCCUUGAGGAGUUGCAGGAAUUGGAUUUAUUGGACUAUCGUCAUCCCAUGUAUCAUCAUUAUCAGCAACAGCAACAGGAAUUGCUAUUGAGACAACGUUCUGCCUAUCAUGAGCAUGAACAGUUGGUAUUGCAAUUGCCUAUGGCCAGUCGUCAGUCGACAUCGCCCACCACCCAAACAAUGCCCAUCUAUGAGGCACCACCUCUACACAGUCGCCAUUCAUCGGUCAAUGAUCAGCCGCCGCCGUUACAUGUGGCUACUUCUGCUACUCCUCCAACAUCAUCAUCAUCAUCUUCAUUAUCAACACCAUCAUCAUCGAUAGUUACUACUGUCUCCUACGCUUCCUCUACUAACCCAACACCAACAUCAACUACUACUACUACUACUUCCAUUACUUCUUCGGCUUUAUUUUCCACUCUACGCAAGUGCGUUUCCCCUUCACCGCCAGCAACUACUAAUACCGCCCCACCAUCUGAUACUUUAUCCCAUAACCCCUCGAGACUUGCCUGUUCCAUGUCGUUCUCAAUUAGAACAGCACCAACAAAAAUACAUCAGCAACAUCAAAAUCAUCAACAGCAUCAGCAACAUCUCUAUAGCAACAUAAAUCAUUAUCUACAACACACACAACAACAACAACAACAGCAACAACAACAACGCAUCAACAUCAACAAUUCCCCAUCACAACACCAACAACCACGUCGACAUAAUUCGGUCAAAGAUAAAUUCAUUGGGGGCAUUACAACAAUUUUUGCUGAGCAAAGCAUAAUCGGCGCCCGCGCCUCUGUUAUGGUAUACGAUGAUAACCAAAAGAAAUGGGUGCCCUCGGGCAGCUCAUCGGGAUUGAGUAAAGUGCAGAUCUAUCAUCAUCAACAGAACAAUACAUUCCGUGUGGUUGGACGGAAACUGCAAGAUCAUGAGGUGGUCAUUAAUUGCUCUAUACUGAAGGGUCUUAAAUAUAAUCAGGCCACAGCCACAUUUCAUCAAUGGCGUGAUUCGAAAUUUGUCUAUGGACUAAAUUUCUCUAGUCCGAAUGAUGCAGAGAAUUUUGCACGUGCCAUGAUGCACGCUUUGGAGGUGCUCAGUGGACGAGUGGUUAAUAAUCCAGCUGGCCAGCCCACCAAUGGCAAUGGGUAUGAGGAGGAUAUGGGCUAUCGCACUAUGACCAGCGAGGAUGCAGCCAUAUUGAGGCAAAACAAUGGAAUUGGAACACCAUCGGCACAGACACCCACCUCACAGACCAAUCAGAAUAAUAUACCACAGAGUCCGCCAACGCCGCAGGGACAUCAUCGCACUAGCAGCGCUCCACCGGCUCCGCCGCCACAAUUGGCUGCCAUGUUGCAGCCAGGUGGUCAACCAGGUUCUCAUUAUGGUCUGACAGGGAAUGGUGGACCUACAUCGAAUGGUUUGCCACCACAGGCUGUUCCACCGGCUCCAGGCCAAACUCAACAAGCACAGUAUCCACAGCAACAACAACAACAACAACAGCAGCAACAACAACCACAACAACAACAGCAAACCGUCUAUGCCGCCCAACAGCAGCCACAGCAGCAAUUGGUCCAAGGUGGCUAUGCGCCAUCUCAGUAUCAACAACCCCACUACGUGCUCUCGAAUUCUAAUCCCAAUCUCAAUCUACAUCAAUACCCUCAGCAGCAGCAACAGCAGCAGCAGCAACCCCAUCAGAAUGGAGGAGGACCAGGUGCUGGCAUCUAUGGCGGGCAUAUACCCAGCUCGGCUAGUGCCAAUAGCGUUGUCUAUGCCAGUCAACAGCAAAUGGUCCAGCAGCAACAGCAGCAGCAGCAGGUGCAACAACCACAGCCACCGCAGGCGCCAGCUAUGCCGCCGAGUGCGGGUCCACUUUAUGGCCAGGGACCGAUCCAACAGCAGCAACAACAACAACAGCAGCAGCAGCAAGCAGAGAAUCCCUAUGGUCAAGUGCCGAUGGCUCCACCCAUGAUGCAGCAGCAGCAGCAACAACAACAACAGCAACCACAACAAACUGGAGGUGGAAUUCCGAUGCCACCGCCCAUGAAUAAUACACAAGGCCAAAUUCCACUCAAUCGCAUGAGCAGCCAAGGAGGCGGCGUAGGAGUAGGAGCACCAGCACCUCCCCCACCACCGCCCACAUUUGGUGGUGGUGCACCGCCACCAGCGCCACCACAAAUGUUUAAUGGAAUUCCACCACCGCCGGUUCCGCCAGCCAUGCCAGGAAUGGCACCACCAACGGGUGGAGCAGGAGCACCACCGCCACCUCCACCGCCGCCAGGCAUGGGCGGUGGAGCACCCAAAGGCAAUGAUCCUCAAGCUGAUCUCAUGGGCUCAUUAACCUCACAGUUGCAGCAAUUCAAACUGAAGAAAAAUAAGUCCACCACAUCUGCUCCCGAGAACAGCGGCAGCAGCACUUCAAGUGGAGGCAGCGGCAAUUAUGGCACCAUUGGACGCAGUUCCAAUGGCAUGGCCUCCAUGAUGGAUGAAAUGGCCAAAACGCUGGCCCGACGACGUGCCCAAGCGGAAAAGAAAGAGCCUGAACCCGAGCCUGACAUGAAGAAACGUCCCUGGGAAAAGUCCAAUACUCUGCCCCAUAAGCUAAGCGGCAACGGUGGAGCCAGUGGCAAUGGAACUGGAGGUAAUGCCCAUGGUGGAGCCAAUGGGAGCGGCGGCAACAAUACAACGAAUAGCGGCGGCGAAUCACCACAAUUGAUGCGCAAACGUUUUGGUAGUGCCAGCGAAGAGACCAUACUCAAGGUCAACGGCGAUGGUCUAUCUCUGGCUCUGUCCAAUGGCGAUCUGGAUACCCUCAAGGCUGAAAUUCUACGCGAAAUGCGAGUGGAAAUACAGAAAGUCAAAAAUGAAAUUAUAGAUGCUAUCAAAUCGGAGUUCAAUCGCAGAUAGAUCAAAAUAUUUUAAGACCCAGAAACCCAAUCCCAACAAUCUUUAAAAAAAAAAACUGUCACUGUCGUCUACAGCACUGUCCCAAAGUGAGCGUUGUGCCUGCACACACGAAUUCACCACGAACUGAGUUAGAUCGAAGUAAUUAUAAUUAUAUAUAUAUAUAUAAUAUUAUAUAUUAACACCUAUAUAGAAAAGUGCGCAUCAAAAACAAACAAAAAAAAGAAGCAAAAUAUUUGAAAAAACCAUAAUUUUA